CGGAGGAGGGAGGCUUCAGGUAAAAUCGAGAGGGAGGUCGGUGGGCCGCAGGGACGGGGAGGGAAGAAGUGGAGGCCCGGCCUUUCCUCCCCUCCCCCUCGGUCCGCACUUCCCGUCCUUUGUUUCCAAACACCGCGAGGCCUAGCGGUGGCCUACACAGCCUGGGGCUGGAGUGAGUCAGCGAAGCCUGUGCUGGUGACUGGCCUGGUCUUUGUCGGUGGGGGCGUUAGAGAGGGACUCUUUGUUUUUUCUUUGGGAAGAGAAGCGGGUGGGAGCAAACGCUGGUUUCCUUUUGUAGCGGGCGGCGCUUCACCUCUUUGUUUGAAUUCAAGCCCCAUGUGGACUCGCCAUUGAAGGCGGUGUUUGUUGGAAAAGCCGCACCGCCACAAAGAGGGGCAGGCAACUGGAGCUCUGAUUCACUCACCGCAACCCGGGCACCCCUCUUUAUUCAAUACAGGCUGCUGUCUCCUUGUUCAAUAAAGUCUCAACCCUUCAGCCUUCAUUGAUGAGCAUUGUGCAAGGUAAUGACUCAAGAUAUUUCGCAGUGUUCGCCCCAGAAGUUUAAAACGCGUCCGUAUCCACACCCUCGCUAUACUGUGCUUGUGCUUAGUCAUAAACUCUUUCGUCUCUGGAUCGUGGUGUUUGUUCCCGGACCGAUCAUGGACAAGACUUCCUGACAUGAGUUACUCCGAGUGAAACAAAGAAAGUCCUGUAAUGGAGUCAGGACAAGAUCAGACUGAUGGCUUGCAAAACAGAAAGGAUGACUUAAUUAAUUUCAGCAUCCCUGUGGAUUAUCAGAUUGAUUGCUCAAGAAAUCAGAGAGAGGGGCUGCAGGCGAACGAUUCUCUAGAACUAUUGCACAGUGGGACCAUGGAUACACAAUACAGUUUGUGUACUAAAAAUGUAGCUGAAGACCUGGAGACCAACACAGGGUCUACUGUACCACAGACUGAUAAGGUACACUUGGAUGAUGCCAUUUCCAGUACUACAGUUACAGUCUCUUAUGUCAAUCGACCCCACCUGUUCUCUUCCCAACGGAUAUUGCAGCAUUCCUUGCAUGAGCAGCCAUUGGCAUCACUCUUUAUUCCAUCUGUUUGCGUACCGUCUCAGCAGAUGGUGCCAGUCUCAUUAGAAUCAUCCAUACCGACCAAUUUUGUUGACUCGUCAUUUGAAAGCUCUGUGUUGGCACAGUCUGAUGAUCUGGAGCCCAUUAGAAGAGGCCUUGAAAAUGGAAUUGACUGUAAUAUUAUGAACCAACACAGCCUGAAGGUGCUGGACUUGGAUUUACCAUUGGCCUCUUCUGCAGUUCAUGAACCUGGAUCAUGUGAUAGUCCACUCGAACAGGCAUUAGAUACUGCAGAGGAAACCUUGUAUGAACAGUCAAGUGUUUCAGCUGAGUUGGAAUCACAUGACCCUCCGUACCAGUUUUCUGGAGAAAUACGUCAGGAAGAUGAAUGGCGGAAUAUCGUAAGUCCUGCUAAAACUGAUGUUCAAGACUCUGAAAUUAUUGUAAUAGAACUGACUCGGCCUUCAGUGUCAGAGAAUAGACCAAACGGAAACCUGCUGGGCAGAGUGGAACACUGUGAAACACAAAAUGGCACUGUUGUCUUCACUGAUGUUGAAAACUUGAAUAACCAGUAUACAGAGGUUGAGCCUGAGCCUGUUUGUGAUUUGAGCAGGGGUUGCAAAGAGCAGACAAAGGUCGAAAAUGUCUAUGAAUGUUUGGAGGUUGCAGUAUCAGCUGAACCUGAAGCAAGCCUCAGUGAGGAGACAUCCAAUAAAACAUGUCCAAUUGACUUAACAGAAGUGGAGCAUAAUGUUUCCACAGUUUGUGACACAAGUGGACUAGCUCUAAAUUCCUUGAAAACGUCACCAAGUUUAGUAAGACAAGAUGAUUGCCAGAGAGCCUAUGUGUCAAGUUAUGAGGAGGCAGCCACUGUAUAUGAUGUGCUACAAAAUUCUGAAGAAACAAUGCUUAGCACAAGCGGUACUGCAGACCUUCACCGUUUUCAAGUAACAGACAUCCUUUCAGAACAGGAUGUGAAAACUGGAGAGUGGUCUUGUGACCAAGAAGUAGCUUUUGCAUCUGACCUAAAGAACAGAAAAAGACAUCAUUCAGAGAGCAAUGCUGAAAGCACUCAAACUAACAAUCUCAUGGAAAUCAAUUGCAACUCACCAGACAGUACAAUUUCUCCAAGUAAUGGCGAUCUGACACCAAAUCUUAAAGUAACCGAACAGUCCGUGAGUAGUGAUGAUAGCUGCAUGGAGGUGGAAAGCCAGAUUUCUAUCAGUGAUCCAAAUGGUGCCCUGUCUGCAACCAAAUUGAAUUUGAAGGAGAGCCCUGAAUCAGAACAGGUUGUUAACAAUGUAUGUGAGGACAGCAGAAGCUCAGCUUCUUUGAGCGAGCAGAUGUUUCCUUCUUUGCAGAAGCCAUCUGUUUCAGAAAGUAACCACCCCAAGAUAAAGCCUUGCUCCCUUGAAUUGCAUAAACUAAACGUUCUUGAAACUGAAGGGAAGUGUGACGUUCGAGGAUAUGUAUUAGACCUGAAAAAAAAUAAUGUUGCAUCAAUGGCGUGCAGCAUUUCUAUGAGUCUUUCUUUAGCCAAGCCUGGAAAAGUUGUUGAGGACAGAGAAGAGGCAGACCCUGUUGAGAACUACGAAAAAAGUGAUCAGAGCUCCAGCACGGACAAUGUUUGUGAAUUCUUGUCUGUUCGGGAAGGACCACAAAUUCUUAGUAGGCGAAAGCUAGCCUUGGUGGCCAAGCCUGAUGACAAUGAUGUAGUCUGCAUUUCUGAAGAGGAGGAUGAUAGUAGUUUAGUUACAAAAACUGAUAUGCACCAGGAUCAGGCUCAAGUUCAUGAGAAUAGGAAAUGGAGGACAGCAAGUCAACAACAUCUGAAUCAGAAGAAACUUGCAGAUCAACUUCAACAAAAUGACAACAGCAUUGAGCCCAAGCAUUUUGAAAGGAAGAUUCUUCCACCAAGGCAAAGAGGAAUGAGGCUGGAACAGAUUGUGCAAAAUAUCGUCACUCAGCCUAAGUCAAGAACAUCAAGCCUCAGUGAAAGACUGCGAAGAAGCAGGGAUACACGGACUCCUACCAGGUUUCAACCACCAAGGUACAAAUCCUGCAGUUCUACAACAGAACAAAAGUCCAAGGGUAGUGCUGGGUGCUCUCCCUGCAUCAGGGAUUCUGUACAAACAAUGACUUUGGAAUACAAAAUACAAGAACAUAAUGAAGCUAACCAAGGAGAAACCAGUACAAUAACUGUGGAGAAACUGAACAAAAAUAAAUCUACCUCAAUUCCAGGCUCUUGCCAGGGACAUGCAACAAAAUUGAGCACUCCUAUUUCCCCUUCCGCAUCUUUAUGCAGUGCCUCUUCAUCUUCAAAGCAGUUGACAGAGAUCUCCCGGAAGGGCCAUCCUUCAGGCAGUAAGCAAGAGUUUGGUAAAGGUGACCUCAAGUGUAUAAACAGAAGGAAAAGAAAACAGCUAGAAAGCACUAAGAAUGCCUUGCAGCCAAAGAACUGUGUGUCUUCCCGACAGCGAUCUACGCAGCAGAGGACAAGGGGCACAGCAAGAAAGAGAAUACGCAAACCAGCGGGUAAAAAGCGGCAAACACGACGACACCAACCCUCGUCAUUCUUUGCACCUGAAGAGCCAGAGAUAAAGCUAAGAGCAUUGUCUCUUAAGGUUGAGGACAGACGAGAUAGAUACGAUAGUUUUUCACCUUACAUUCGGGUAGAGACAAAAGGUUAUUCAACGUGUACUGUAGUAAACUAUGCUGAGGAGGAUAAUAACAAUCUUAAACAAAAGAAACAUUCCCAACAGCAGUCGCAUGGUGCAGUUCCAAAAUCAUCUUGCUUGACAUUGGGUCCUACAAUUAAUGAGGCCUCUCUCAAAAGCUUGCUGAUCUGUUGUCUUUGUGGCCAGUCUGCAAAUGCGAUGGAACAAGGUGAUCUUUUUGGACCUUUCUAUCCCAGAGGAUAUACACCUUCAAGUAGCCAAACUGCCCACUCAAAAGAUACUAAGACUGAACAACCUAGCACAGUUGUUUCUAGUGCCAGUUGUAAUUCUGUUAGGAAUGCAGUAAAUAAAACUCCAGGACAAAAUCAGGAGUCUAGAACAAGGGAAGGUACAACAACACGUGGCCAGAAACGCAGAGGUUUGGACAGUGUUGAAGAAACCACAAAAUGUUCUGAUAGUAAGAAGCCCAAGAAUGAAUUGUCUUUGGAAGAGUGGUACCAGCCUCCAUUGGUCCCAAUGGACAGUAACGAAUAUUGGAUGCAUGAAGACUGUGUGACGUGGUGUGCUGGUGUAUUUCUUGUAAGAGGGAAGCUGUAUGGUUUGCUGGAAGCCAUUAGUGUUGCACAGGAGACGCUCUGUUCCAUGUGUGAGAAAACCGGUGCCACUUUAGGCUGCUACAUUAAAGGCUGCCCCCUUAAGUACCACUAUGCCUGUGCUGUAAAUAGUAAAUGUUUCCUAAAUGAAGAUAAUUUCUCAAUGAAAUGUGCAAAACACAAGGACAAAGCUCUGAAAGUAUCAGCAAAGGGAGAAAGCAGGUGACAGUGAUACUGAGGCUCAAGUCUACUGAACUAUUCCCAGGAGAUGGUCAAGAUGUUUUGAGAGAGAGUCAGCCUUUACAAUGCAGCAAACUGAAGAUAAAGAAAGCACUGUGGUCUACCAUGCCCUUUAUUUUGCAUCUGUUGGUUAAGUAGAAUGAGUUAAUGUUCACAUAUGUCCAAGAUCUUCAGUCAUUAUUAAGAAGAUUAUUUUUCCCCUCAUUAACAAGACUGUUCGGUGACAGUGAUGGGAAGGUGUGUUUCUGUGUUGUGUUUAAACUUUCUGCCACAAGAACAGGAAGUGAUCUAAAUAUGCAGUACAAUACCAUGAUCAUCUUAAUGGUGCUUCUGUGUGAAAUGUCAGGGUUAAAAUCACCAAAGGUCCUGUUUCUAGUCAUUUGAUCUCCACACAUUGUGGUGCACUGUCAUUCUCAGCCUGCAUGGUGAUGCUGUAACAGUCAGCACUUAACUCAAAACAUCAACACCGGGAUUUCUUUGUGCCCUUGAAAGCUGUGGUCUCCUAUUUAGUUAGCCCCAAGUGCAGUAUAGCAGUAUCAUCCUCCUGCUAAUAGUCAGUAUUCAGUUAGUUGACCAUGUCAGAGCAAUAUUGCUGGAAAGAGCAGAACAAAACAACAUCACGUUAAAAUCUUUUGGAAAUGCUCAUUGGAAACAGAGAACAUGCUGUUUUACACUCAUGGAACAAAAGAGGUCAGAAUGAUGUACUUAAUGUGAUCUUUUUUUCCCCAUAGUUACAGGUAGCUACCAUAAAAUUGUUUCUGCAUUGGUUGUUAUUUGUGAUUUGCCCCAAAAUAGUCUUAUGCAAAAUUUGCCUUUUUGCUCUUGUAGCUACUUCACGAAGGAUUAUUAUAUGACAGGAUUUUUGAAAAACUCACUGUAAAUGACAGCCUUUUUGUUUUGGCCUCUACUCAAGGGCAAGAUCUGUUAAACUGUGCCUAUUUUUCAAUUCCAGAUUCUUUUAAUACUUUAAAUUCUACUGGCUUUUAUGAUCAUUUGAGAAGCUAUGGUUCUUUUCAAAUACUUUGUUCCAUAUAUUUUAAAACAAAAAGUAGACUCCUAACCACAUUUUAAUGGCUUGUUUAAAGGGCCGUUUUAUCCAACUGCAAUGUGUGUGAGUUGGUGAGCCUGACUCUGGUUAAGGAUGGGUGUAACAAUCUAAACAUAAUAAAAAUUACAAUUUAAAACCAUUACUGUGUGGCUUGAGUAAGGGCAACAGACAUUGAGUUUGGCUCACUUGACCUUAAGCCCCUAGUUUAGUUGUGUCCUGAAGGAGAAACGUGAUGUAGAUUUUGUUCUAUUUAAUACCUCUAGGUUAGGAGAAUUGUGUAGUUAUUUUGUGUCUUCUAAAUAAAUUGUGUAUAACCCAGCCAAGGGAGCUCUACAGUGCAGAUACCACUUUUAUCAUAUAUAUAGAGAUAUAUAUAUAUAUAUAUAUAUAUAUAAAUCUAUUUAUUUUUAAAAUUAACCAUACUUAGAACUUCAUAAAUCCCUUAAAUUCCAUCUACUCUUCUUACACAGUGACUUAUACAGCACAAAUAAAGCUCAGUUAGGUUGAGCUAUCUUGCAAGAGUUAUUACAGUUGCCUUCUCAAAAAUUCUUGAUUAAGAUGCAUGAAACCAAUCAUAUCUCAGAUCUUCUGUAGUCUGGCGAUCCAAGUGUACAGAUUAAACUGGGAACUGUGACCAGUCUCAAAUGCAGUGACAGGUGCUUUAAGCUUUAAAACACUGUCCCCAAACCUUGCUAAAUAUUGAUGAUCCUGCAGAACGCUUACAUUUUCGUAUUUUGUUUCAUCUGACUUUUUUGACUUCGAAAUAAAUGAGUCUGUCCUCAAUAUUUACAAUGUUGGCUGAAGUUCUGUCAAACUUCAGCUCCCUUGCCUAAAAUUUACAAAUCCCAUUCAAUUCUUGCUAUAGUUGAAUAGCUUCAGGCUGCAUAAUGAAGCAUUGCUGAUAGCCUCAUGGAAAGCAGAACAGAUGUGAAGUUCGGAAGAACUGCUUGCUUUGUAGGUUGCUCAAAUCACAGUCCCCAAAAACAAGAGAACCCAACUGAGGAAAAGGGCACUUAUUGCUGAACCUUUGCUGCAGAGGUUUAGUUUGACCUCAAAUACACUUCUCUUCACUAUGUCAGCAACAUGAGCCAAACAUCUUGAGGAAAUCUCUGGCUGGACUUUUGUUACAUGCUGACUGAGCUAAUCCCAUCUGAAUCAGAAUUCAGUGGUAUGACAUUUAAAGCAGAGAAAUAAAUUGAUCAUUGUUCUCACAUCUAAUCACUGUCCAAUUGGGGAUAUGUAUGUGGACUUCUAACAUGUUCAAUUAUCAGUUAGCUUGCUGACAUUCAUUUACAUCUGCACACAUGUAGAAUGCCCACUGGGUAAGUAGUUCCUGUAAAACUGAUGCCCAGCAUUGAGUACCUCAGGAAGAAAAGGGAGAUGCAGUUUGAGAUGCAGUGAAAUAGAAGUACAGUUCUGGUAGUCCAGUGAUUGCAGUGUUGCUGAGUGGUUUAACUCUCCGUUUGGGCCAUAGUUUCUUGUCAGUCAUGUGGUAAGUUGAGCAAAUUUUAUGGUCUCUGUAUGUUUUGUUCAGAAGGCGAAAUGUUACAAAGCUUGCUGUGAUGUUUUGGACAGCUGGACAAACAGAAGUUUACGUUCCAAAGUGUAAAAUGAAAAAGCCAAGGGGGAAGAGACGUAUUUAACUCUUAGUGGUUUCUGCGCAAAGACUUAGGUGUACAACCAUUCAGAUAUCUAGGAAUCAGCCAUUUUUUGAGCAAAUGCACUUUCAGCACAUCAGAUUACUGUGACAUAUUGGAUCAUUGUAAAGGACCAUGGUUUGUAAUUUUAGUUGGUUUACUGAAAGAUCAUUAUGGUUAUCUUACUGCCUGUAGCCUUGUUAGAAGUCUUGAGAUGGUUGAACCUCAGAAGCUAGCUGUUGUGAUUUAAUUGUUCCUAAAGAUAAAUGUAAAUGUGAAGGGCAAAAAUUAAAAAGGAUUUUGUUAAUUUUUUUUUGUAUUCUUAAGUUUUCUUUAUUGACGUUCUCCCCUUUUCUCUGUGAUCUCUAACGUCUGACAUAAUGUGUCACCUCUGUUUUUGUUUAUCUUGCACUUUUUGGGUUCUACUUUUACACAAUUAAAGUUAUUUUAAUGUAAUUAUUACAAUUAUUUCAUUAUUGUAAUUGUUAUUACUGUGUCAUAGAUUUGCUCUUUGAGCUACAGUGGAAGACAUAUCACAGGGACCUAUCUAAAUCCCACCAAAGCAUGAUUCUUCUCUCAGUUCACUCCUACCUAGGAGUGUCUAGAAAGUGGUCAGGAGUUGAAUCUGGGCAAAUUUUCCUCUUCCCUAAACCAAGGAGAGCUGAUUGCCAUUCCCUGCUAAGAUAACUGACGCAUCUUUGGUUCAUCAUCUAACUGUGUAGAUGUUUUUCAGCCACAGGCUGUCCUGUUUCAUUCCUAAUUCUCACCUUUGGCACUAGUUACAGAAUAAUAGAUGCCACAAAGAACAAGAGUCUCUUUUACACUACAACUGAAGCAGAGUAUUUAACUGGAGCAGCCUAACAAGGAAAUGAAGUAUUGCCUCCUCUUUAACUGUAUUCUGGUUAAAUGUUAGCUAUGCAAAUAAACAUAUUUGUUAACGUCAGCUGUGAAUGACUGGGAUAGCCUUACAAAAAUCAGUCUAGGACAAUUUUUAAAAAAAAACACAGCAAGGUAACUUUAGUCUGAGUCACUUGACGAGUCGUAGCUAGCAGUUGAUAUUUUCUGGUAACUUAAUGCCAGAAAUGACCAAUAGCUCAUUUUAAAUUGGCUUGAAACAAAUCUGUACUUGAUGCAAAACAAAUGUGUUUUAUAGUGACUGUCGAGACUGGAUGCCAAUUUCAUUUCUGAAACCUGUUCAUUCCGAAUGUUGUCUAUUUCUCUUUUACCAACAUGAUGGUGUUGUAACCGGUUGUAACUUGCUCGUGACUUUGACAGCUGUCCUACAGUGUGCACCAUGUUGUCAACCAAAAAUACAAUGGCAACAGAUUGAGUUCUUCCCCCAUUUUAUUCUUGACUAGAAACUGGUGCAGCAAGUUGCCCCAAACUGAGGCUGAGUCUGAAACUGUGUCUGUGCCCUUCUUUGCCCUUCUCUCAUUCCUAGUUUUAAACCUUAGUGGCCCACUGGUGUAAAACUGAUUACUUCACAUUACUCCUACUCUACCGAUGCUGCAUUUGCUGAGUUGUGCUUAUCCUUAGGGCUGGGCUCCUUGCUUUCCAACAAUCUUGCAAUGUAUUAUGGAGGCCUACACCCAGCUAGAUAUGGAAGAGUUCCUACAUCGUAUGUGGCUGAGAUGGGUAAAAUCACAAAUGAAGAUGAACUGUACUGAAGCUACGAACGGAGCUGUUGUACUGGUCAGCAUCUAUUAAUGAAAUGAAGCUGGAUAUUGCUGCCCAUGACCAGAAAAGGCAAAGCUAGCUCCACAUCCUACAUCAACCCUCAAAAGGCUGAGGCACUAAUUAAGCAGCAAGAACCUCGUAAUGAAGGUUGCUGUACUUGUUUACCAGCAUUCACUGCAAAUUGUUCGGAUGUUUAACCCCGAGGUGCAGCCUCUUGUUGCAUAGCAGUUUGGUGAAAAGUGCUUGGCUCGUGGGCUGCAGUUUACUGCUUUAAUUGUAUUUCUUUAUACUGGCUUCAUUUUCUUCAAGCUGAACUGAGACUUUUUAUAUAUAUUAAAAAGAUGUCCUUUAAAAUUAGGCUGCAAGAGUUUUAUGUGCUUGUUGUAUUUUAUUUUUAAAUUCAAGUGGUGUUUUGUCA
This is a messenger RNA of Stegostoma tigrinum, 9357 nucleotides long. RefSeq lists its product as uncharacterized. Lineage: Eukaryota; Metazoa; Chordata; Chondrichthyes; Orectolobiformes; Stegostomatidae. The record is from RefSeq and is a predicted model, not a curated record. Gene Ontology annotation, cellular component: nucleus. The transcript has 6 exons. The coding region runs from base 715 to 4563 and encodes 1282 amino acids. Gene Ontology annotation, biological process: regulation of transcription by RNA polymerase II.